UCAAAAUCAAGGGCAAACCUCGGACAAUUGAACGAAUAUGCAUGCUGCAAUUUAAAACAACGUCGAUCUAGCCAAUAUAAAAUCUCUGCAGAACUAGAAGUCACGCAUUCCCAUUUUUAGUUCUGUGGAUUCAAAAAAUCAAGAAUGGGAGUCUACAGUGUUAUUCUCCUGGCCGCAGGUCUUUUCGUGGGUGCACUGGCCAUAGAUUGCAACAAGAACCUCUUACCCGAUUUGAGCUACAAACUCAGUGGAACUGAAUUAGCUUUUCCCUGCAAAAGUACAGAAAACAUAUACAAACAGACUGGCAGAUAUAUACCGAAAAACGUAAUCGCUACCAGAUUGCAAGUUUACCAGGAAAACGCAAUUGUAGCACUACCAAGAUAUAAACAUGGUGUGCCAUACACCUUGGCCAAGUUCUCUCUGAAAUCUAAAGGAUGCAAAGCAAUUCUGGAGCCUUUCCCCUGUUGGUCCAUUCAAGAAGAAGGUAACUGUGAAGCCCUGCAGAACGUGAUCGAUAUUGUUCUGGACCCUAACGAUAUUCUGUGGGUGUUGGACUUGGGUAUCUGUAACACUUUGGAACAACCAAUUCGUCGUUGUCCACCUAAGAUUGUUGCCAUCAACGCUGCGACAGGAAUCGUUGUCAAAGUUGUAGAUUUGAGUCCUUUCAUAUUACCCGAAAGCAGACCUCAAUAUAUUUUGGUGGACUAUGCCCCUGACGGUACAGCUUUCGUGUAUGUUUCCGAUGCUGGAACUGGUUCAAUCCUUGUAUACAAUGUAUCACUAGCUAAAGUCUUCAGGGUAGUUCUUCCUCCUGCUGCCAUUCCUCAGAACAAGGAUGUCCUCUACAUCGCUCUUGCAAGGAAAUCAUGCGGAAGUGUAAUUUACCUCACGUAUUUGUCCUCCCCUAAACUCUUCUCCAUCAGGUGUGACCUUAUCUACACUGGACAAGCUAACGGAUGUGUUGUGGAAGCCGGUGUGAACCCACCAGGCACAAAACUCGUUAUGUUGGGUACUGACAACGGUGCUGCAAUCUUCUUCAGGUACAAGGGCGAAUCUGAUAUAUUCAUCUGGAACUCCGAAACUGCCUUCAAACCUGAAAACUUCCUCCUUGUUCAAAAGGGUGGCGACUGCAGAUUGGCAACACAAGUCGUGCCUGGUUACAAGAGAUUGAUGUGGGCCUUGGAAAGUAAUUUCUACGAUUAUAUCUCGAACACUGUUGGAUGUUUGGGAGCUUCUAUGGUUGUUCAACCUCUCAUCAAGACUUGUGAAUGAACAUUAAGUUCUGACGCUGUUAAACUGUGAUUUCUUCUUUUUAUUAAAAAUCUGAUAAAUGAAA
Coccinella septempunctata (seven-spotted ladybird) is the source of this 1336-nucleotide messenger RNA. RefSeq names its product major royal jelly protein 1. The record is from RefSeq and is a predicted model, not a curated record. Bases 145 to 1272 code for a protein of 375 amino acids. The transcript is spliced from 2 exons. Gene Ontology annotation, cellular component: extracellular region. Lineage: Eukaryota; Metazoa; Arthropoda; Insecta; Coleoptera; Coccinellidae.